Messenger RNA from Symbiodinium sp. CCMP2592, 708 nucleotides. NCBI's taxonomy places the organism in Eukaryota, Dinophyceae, Suessiales, Symbiodiniaceae. The record is from the annotation of a GenBank genome assembly.
AUGCCGGAGGACAUCUCCGAGGAGGCUCCGUGCGCCAAAAUCCUGGAGUGGUGCUGGGGCUUGAUGGACCGCCCCGAAAACAUGCUGUCCACAUCCUUCCGGCCACAGUCCUGUCAGCGAGCCUUUCUUCGGCGGUUAACCAAAGACGAGUUUUUGACCCCCGCCACGCUGAGGGACAGAUUUCAGCUCAACCUAAUGCCUCCGAGGAUCCGCUUGAAAACCGACCAGAACCUGUGGCUGCGGAAGCGAGAAGUCAUGCGGCAGCUCCGCGACCAGAAGGGCUCAGGACCUUUCCUGGCUCGGAACCAGUUUCGCAUCAUGCACUCCCGUGCCAAGGCAUGCCCUAGCAACGGAAGUUUUGCCGAGACUGGUCCCGGUGCCAGGAAAGUCUUAAACCUGCUGAACGGCCUCGCACACCAGUUUUCCUUGACCUCUUCUUCCCAAGAGGCCUGCGACUCCUACAGCCACCUGCUGCUGCAGGCGCACAAGAAGUUUCUCGCAGACUUCAAGAAACGAAUCCGCGAAGCAGAGCAUGACGAUGAGGUGCGGUGGCUUGAAGCCUUCCAGCUGGAGAUGCAGGACGUCGACAUGUUCGAGUUUUUCUUAUGCGAGUGUUCCAAGAUCCUCGUAUACCUCAUUCAGGGACAUACCCGUUACUUGCGUCAGAACCGCGGCGCAGUGGACGAUGAGCAGAGCGAGACUCCCUAG